AUGGCGACAAUUGUUUUAACUUCAGAACGAUUUUUUGCAAUCUUAUACCCGAUCUAUCACCGCGUUUACAUGCGAAAGAAAGUGCUGGUUUAUGUGAGUUUAUUGCUGUUUGCAGCAUGUGCAAUCUUAUUGACAACUUGUCACCUAAUCAUGCCACGGAUGUCUCAAAUGUUGUACGUCUAUUUAUUUAUUUUAUCGUUCGGGCUGGUCUAUACCGUAGCUGUUUAUGUGAAAAUAUUUUCCGUCAGUCGAAAAUCGACAAUUUUUCAUGGUGAGAAGGCUCAACCAAGGAGUUCUCAAUUACAGAAUGGCGGUUUGGCCGAAGAAGAUAUAAACCGCAUUCACAGACUGUCUGCAGUGGUUGAAAAGAAAGGAGAGACAUGUAAGAAGAAUUCUGGACUAAACACAGGUAACUUCUGA
Molecule: messenger RNA, 420 nt
Organism: Paramuricea clavata
Lineage: Eukaryota; Metazoa; Cnidaria; Anthozoa; Malacalcyonacea; Plexauridae
Source: the annotation of a GenBank genome assembly